UGUGAUUUAAUGUGGAAAACAACAACAACAAUGUUUAAAUAGAUUUUGUGGGCCGCUUUGUGCGGCGGUAGUCUUGAAGAAGUGCGUAGGUCCUGUGACGCGUUAUUUAAAAAGAAACUCCUAGUUUUUUUUCUGUGUUACGUGUUUUAUGUUUGUAAAAUUUUUAAUCAAUUAUUGAUAAUAUAUAAUUAUUGUCUUGUGUAUUGUAUACGCGUAUUUGUUUUAAACCAACAACCUAUAACCAAUAUAUAAAAAUAUAAGAUAAUUUUAUCAUUGCUUUUACUAAAAUGAGUUUAAUAUAUUUAACCUUGAAGAUAUUCAUAUUGAUUGAAUGUAUCCUCUUACACUUCUCGUUCGCAUCACGUUUUCCAGGUGAAACAAUACCAACACGAGUUGAAAUUGGUAUUGGCGGAAGUGCUAAUAUUACGUGUCGAAUGAAUUUGGAAGUAUUUCAGGGAAAGGACAGUUCCUCGUUAACUUUUGUUGAAGAGCAAACGGGUCUGCCAGUACCCCGCAGCCAUAUUGCAAUUAUAAAUGAAACAACAAUUGUUUAUAUGCUGCGCAAUGCGGCGGCACAAAAUACUAAGUAUCUCUGUAAGAGUGGAAAGAAUGGUGGCAUUGGUGUGACGCAUGUGUCAGUGGGUACUGCUCCGCUUGAUGUCAAGGAUUUCAAAUGUCGCGGUUAUGAUUACUCGUAUAUGAUAUGCAAAUUUACGAUACCAGAAAACAAUCUUCUAACUCAAUACACACUUAAUUAUACUACAACAACACUUUGGAAAGAAUCUUAUAUUGAUAAAAAUGGCACACGUCUUUAUCGAAUGCAUUAUUUACCGCAGAAUUAUGUACAACGCUGUGAAUUGGAAAUUCAUGGCAAAGAAGUCACUUGCAAAUUGUCAAAAGUGGAUCGCAAUUAUCGGUCGUCUUAUGAGUUCUUCAAAUUUGCAUUGUUCGGUAUUAAUGCAAUCGGUUCAAACCUUCAAAGUCUUGAGAUAAACAAUUAUGAGAGUGUCAUACCUGCUUACCCUGAGUUUAAGGUUGUAAAUAUUACGACAAAUAGUGCAAAUUUAACAUGGCGUGUGGUCAUGUUCAGUUUUUAUGCUAAAAAGGGUUUAGAAUAUGAAGUACUUUUACGUCCAGAGAAUUUCGGUUGGUCAAAUCAUACGGAUUAUGAGGUGCAUUCAAGAGGUAUGGAUUAUAGUUUACUACUGAGAAACCUUCCAUACGCGUACACUAAAUAUAACGUCAGUUUACGAAUAAGAGUUGUAUCACGACAUAGUGACGACACUAUGUGGAGUGAGCUUUAUAUGCAAAGUUUUGAAACUCUACCACGUAUACCAGAUGCACCACCAAAAACAGAUAAUGGUAGCUUUUUUAUUGAUCCUAAUGAGACCCGUGUGCGUUUGUAUUGGCAACAACUACCAAAUUAUCGGUAUAACGGCCCACAUUUCGAAUAUAUUAUUGAAACAAAGCGUAAUGGUUACAAUAUUGAUUUGAAGCCCUUGUCAAUUGAUAACACUUCUGCAAUUUUCCCCUGGAAAAAAGAACAUCAAUAUGAGUUUGUAAUCAAAAGUCGUAAUAAUGUUGGUGAAUCAUUGGAAAGCAGCCAAAUAAUAGUUCCAGCAUGGCCAGAUUCGUAUAAAUUAAAUUCUCCCAAAUGGAUUAGAAAUAUAUAUCAUGCAGCUAAUCGUACUUAUACGCUGUCAUGGAGUGCACCUGCAAAUAUAACCAAUUUAGUCGAUUAUACGGUUUUUUGGUGUCCAUCCAAACCGAAUGUACUGAACGAAUGCAAAGGGUCGUUACAUUUUGAGCAUGUUAAUAAAUAUGAGACAAAAUUCACUACUGCACCUCAGCAUCGAGAUCAAGAGCAUAUACUUAAUUUAGCUGUAUCUGCAAAUUAUAUUGAUACAAAUAUGGGUAUGCAUUGGACAAUGUGUACUGCAGAUGUAACAAGUGAUUUGGAAAAUUUGGAACCGGAAAUGACUGCUAUAUCUGCUCGUACUAUACAAUUAGAUUGGAGUCCAGAUCGUGUGUGUUCAUCCUUAAUUGAGGGUUAUAAUAUCACUUACUGUAAAGUCAAACGUAAUGUUAAUAUUACAUUGGAAUCAGAUAAAUGUUUAAAUGAAAAUGUAACAAUCACCGUUGAGAAAACUGCUAAAAAAUUUAUACUUACUAAUCUGACUCCAUAUUCAACUUAUAAAAUAGAAAUGUUUAUGUUUUCUAAACUGAAAAAUGGUAAAAGUAGCGAUGCCAAAAUAAUAACAACAAAAGAAGAAGCACCUUCAGCUCCACGAAAUUUACUGUGUGGGAAUAGGACAAGUAAUUCAGCUUGGCUAUCUUGGUUACAUCCUGAGCACUUCAAUGGAAAUUUAACUUCUUAUACAAUUGUUUUAAAAAGUAAAAAUCAUGUUAUGAAUUAUUCUGUUGAAGCUUUAAAUGGCUUAGCUAAAUUAAAUGAGACAAUUACAUUUAAUCUGAAGGACUUAAGCAGUUUUACUAACUACACUGUAUAUGUAACAGCACAUACAGUAGAAGCGUCUUUGCCUAGUAAUAUAAUAAAUUUCCAAACGUUAAUAGGAAUACCGUCAAAACCCUUACACAUGACCGCUGUAGAAAAUAAUCGCACUGUUAUGCAUUGGUCGAAGCCGGAGAAACCUUCAGGACGUGUUGAAUUCUAUGAAGUAUCUGUUAAAGUUUGGCAUAAAGAUCAAUUACAAAAACAACGUAUAUCUACUGUAAUAGGAACGGAAUCAUGUGUAAUUAAUAUGCCAAUGUGUAAAGAUGCAGAUUAUAAGCAUACGUUAGAAGUACGUGCGGUAAAUGUGGCUUCUGAUAGUGAAAUUGAUCAACAAAUUUUUAUUGAUAAUAAUACGGAAGAUGAAAAUAUCUAUGAAGGCAACAAUGAACUUGUUUGUAUCGCAACAGGAAAAUUACAGUCAGCAAGUGAGUUUAAUGCGCUUUCACUUAGUUAUCGUGGCGUGAAAAAUCGUGUAUACUACAAGUCAGUUUGGGAAAAAGGGCCGUUUUAUGGUUGUGCAGCUACAUCGAAACUGAGUACCGAUACUAUGUGGGCUCUUGGUAGCACGUUCAUUUUAUUGAUGACAUUAACUUUAGUUUAUAUGCUGCACGAUAAAUGUAGUAAAAUGAAAAAUAUCAAGUGUACAUUACCAAGUGGCUUAGCUGAAAUUGGUGUUUAUCCAACAAAAGGAGCUGCCGAUCAUAGUGUAUUGAAUAAUGAUAUAGCUGAUAAAAUAAUUGAAAAGACACCAUUUAGUAAUUUUCAUACUUUGCAUGAUGAUUUACCAUUUAAUAAUGAACAUCAUCACUUGCUCUCCUCUAUGUGUAACGAUUCUGGAUAUUUGGGUGAUGCAGUUGCUGGUUUGAGUAGCACAGCAGGUAUUAGUACCAGUAGCAACGAUACUGUUGAUGAUAAUUGUGCAAAUUAUGUUCCAAAUGAAGAAUUUACCGUAAUGGAGCAAAAUUUACCAACAAGUAGUGAUGCUUAUAUGGUGAUGGAAAUGAUUAAAGCAAACGAUGACAGAAUGCACAUAGAUAAUCCUUAUGUACCACCCGAUGCUAGUUUAGAAUCAGAUUUGGCACCAAUAUCGAUUAGCUCAAAUAUUGGAUUUAUACCUACUGAUAAUAACUAUGUUAAACCAAAUCAAAAACUCAAUUGGCAACAAACACCAACAAAAUCUAUACCAACUACUGAAUUUCCUAUUGACAGCUUAUCAAUUAAUGAAACAGGCUAUGUUCGACCGGAUCAAUUGCAAAAGGAUGCAUACGAAAGAAAUUCUUUAAUAAAUGCCACACAACAAAACGAAAUUAAACCCACUCUACAAGCACCCACAUCACCGCUUCAAAAUGUGAACAUAGAUAUAGCAAUGCCGCCCAUAUCGGGUUAUGUAACACCAAAGGAACUAUCUGCAUAUUUUCAACAACAACGUAUAAGUUGAAUUUAAAAAAAAUAUCAUUAAAAUUUGUUUAAAUACCAUUAAAAAUUUUUAUUUUAAACAAAUAUUUUAAUUGUAAUUUCAAACAAGACUUAUGCCAUGUUCAGACAUAAUAUGCAAAACAUUACUAAAUUGAUAAUCAAAUGUUAUUAAAAGUAAAUUAAUUAUUUUAAAGUGAAAAAUUAACAAAAUAUUUGAAUUGUGUCUCUGAAUUCUUAACAUUUUCAUCAGAUAAUCUUUUAAAAGCACUAACAACUUUUU
This is a messenger RNA of Teleopsis dalmanni, 4211 nucleotides long. Its product is annotated as cytokine receptor-like. The coding region runs from base 288 to 3953 and encodes 1221 amino acids. Gene Ontology annotation, molecular function: protein binding. The record is from RefSeq and is a predicted model, not a curated record. NCBI's taxonomy places the organism in Eukaryota, Metazoa, Arthropoda, Insecta, Diptera, Diopsidae. The transcript has 13 exons.